This is a messenger RNA of Hirsutella rhossiliensis, 2895 nucleotides long. RefSeq names its product male sterility protein. Bases 1 to 2895 code for a protein of 964 amino acids. The record is from RefSeq and is a predicted model, not a curated record. The transcript has 7 exons. NCBI's taxonomy places the organism in Eukaryota, Fungi, Ascomycota, Sordariomycetes, Hypocreales, Ophiocordycipitaceae.
AUGCUGUCAGCCCAGCUGCCCCAACCGGCCGGUCCAAACCAACAACUCAACCCUGGACAGAGGUCUCAGCAGUUGAGUGACCUGGCUGGCGCCGGCAAUGGCCAGUUGGCAGACAAGCCGUACGGCCGUCGCCUGGCUAUCAACAUCAUCGAGGACCUGGCCAAAAACGAGCCGUCGCGUCCCUUCGUCUUCACUCCCAAUGGCUCCGAGGCCAAGGACGGCUGGGCCAAGGUGACUUACAAGCAAAUCUACAACGCCAUCAACCAUGUUGCCGGAGAAAUCACAAAGAAACUCGGACCUGCGCCCAAGGGCGAACCGCCAACUCGUCCAAACCUGAUGAAGAAGAGAAAGCUGCAGGCUUUCGCGGCUCCAAGCGCAGAUGUUUGGCUCAACGCCGAGCCACAACUGUUCCCGUACAGCAAGUCGUUUGAAGAAGCGCAGUGGGAUCCCAUGGUCGUCCUUCACACCAGUGGAUCGACCGGUAUACCCAAGCCCAUCGUCGUCAGCCAUGGCGCCAAGUUCUCGCUGCAGGAAUGGAGCGACAGGUCCACGAGACUGUUCCUCCCAAUGCCAAUGUUCCACGCGGCCGCCGUCUACGUGUUCUUGUCGAUGGCCAUUUUUUACGGACAGCCCAUCGCACUUGGCAUCCCUGAGCGCCCGCUAAACUCUGAUCUUGUUAUCCAGUGCCUUGCCCAGUCUGGAGCUGACGCCGCUCUCCUCCCUCCUUCGAUCAUGGAGGAAUUGAGCCACACCGAGGAGGGUAUCGAGACGCUCAGGAAGUUGAACUUUGUGUCUUUUGGAGGAGGCGCUCUCUCAAAGGCAGCUGGCGACAUGCUUGUCGAACGUGGAGUCACCUUGGAGAACUCCAUGGCGUCCACAGAGCAUUUCCCUUACCCUCGGUAUUUCCAACGGAACUCCAAGCUGUGGCAGUACUUUUCUUUCAAUAUGGAUGUUAUGGGGGCAGACUGGCGCCCGCUGGAAGAUGACGAUGGUGUCCAUGAGCUUGUCUUCGUUCGGAAGGACGCCAACGGGCGUCGACAGCAAGGCGUCUUCUAUACCUUCCCAGACGCGCAAGAAUGGGCGACCAAGGACAUCUUCAAGCGCCACCCCGAUCUCCCGGACCAUUGGAUGUACCAGGGACGAAUUGACAACAUCAUCGUCUUCUCCAAUGGCGAAAAGCUCAACCCCGUCAGCAUCGAGGCAGCCGUCACUGCGCACGCAAACGUGAAGGGUGCCGUCGUUGUCGGACACCAGAGAUUCCAGCCUGCACUGUUGGUUGAGCCUGCCUCCCACCCGACAAGCGACGAGGAAAAAGAGAAGUUCCUCGAGGAUUUGUGGCCGCUCGUCGAAGAAAUCAACAAGGAGACGGUGGCUCAUGGCCGCAUCAAUCGGUCCUUUGCCGGACUGACCGAUCCCGCGAAGCCGUUUCCUCGAGCUGGAAAGGGGUCAAUUCAGCGAGCCGCCGCCCUGCAGCUCUACAAGGAUGAGAUCGACACACUGUACGAGAACGCAUGGUCCGGUGGAGCGUCGGGCCCGAUCGCCCUCGAUUUCGACAGUGCCGACAAGCUGACUGGCUCCAUAAUUGACUUGCUGCAAACAAAGUUUGGGGCCCCGGAGCUGGAGGGCGAUACCGACAUCUUCAGCGCUGGCAUCGACUCUGCCCAAGUCAUCCAGAUGGCAAACAUGCUGCGCUCCGGCGUGGACGCUGCCCAUCCGUCCGAUAACUCCGAAUCAGUAGCGCCCAAGGACAUUUACGCCAACCCUACUCCUUCGCAGAUGGCUGCACAUCUUCUUGCCGUGUACACGAGCGAUUUGCCAGCUCCCGUCUCAGGCAAGCAAGAGCCACUCUUUGAAGGCCAGACAGUGAAGAAGAUUGUGGCCUUGAACCGAGGCUCGGAUGGAGGCCGCUCCCGGCAACCUGGCGUCAGCGGAGAACGAGGAUUGAGCCAAGACUUUUCUAAAGUCGAGUUUGUGCAAGCGGACCUUUCCAAGCCCAGAUUGGGCGUCGAGGAGAAGAUGUACAACAACCUCCUGCAUGAGGCUGACCGAAUCAUUCACAACGCAUGGCCGGUCAACUUCAACAUCAGCGUCGGGUCCUUUGAGCCGCAUAUCAAGGGUGUGCGUCACUUUGUGGACUUUGCCGCCGCAGCCAAGAAGCGUGUGCCAGUCCUUUUCCUCUCCAGCGUUAGCACGGCCGGUACUUGGUCUUCAGACGACGAAGUGCCAGAGACUGGCUUUACCGAUCUCAACCUGCCAACCAUGGGCUACGGACGGUCUAAAGCGGUCAGCAGCUUGAUCCUGGACGAGGCGCGUGAGAAGUGUGGGCUGUCGACGGCGGUGAUCCGGGUCGGCCAAAUCGGUGGCCCCCGGGGUAAGAAGGGAGCUUGGAACAAGCAGGAGUUUUACCCGAGUCUCGUCGCUAGUGCCACUCACCUCGGAGUCCUUCCUGACCAGCUUGGACCGCGACACGUUGUUGAUUGGGUCCCUAUUGAAGAUACCGCAAGCGUCAUCUUGGAGAUCGCGGGAGUGACAGCCAAGGUGCCGGCCUCUGAGAUAUCUGGCUACUACCAUGCUUGUAAUCCGGCCAAGACAGACUGGACAGAGGUUGCCCACGCCGUCAAGAAAUAUUAUGGCGACAGAAUCAAGAAGCUUGUGAGCUUGGAAGAGUGGCUCGACGUUCUCGAGAAGAGCGCCACCGACAACGCUGACCUGGAGAAGAACCCCUCCAUCAAGCUGCUUGAUACACACAGGCAGACGCUCGCCGCGUAUAAAGCCGGCCGUCACUCGACGCCUUUCGAAACCAAGCGGGCAAGGGAGAAUAGUGCAAUGAUGCGGAAGAUGGAGAAGAUUAACCCAAGUCUGGUGGAGCUAUGGUGCUCCCAAUGGGCAUUUUGA